Molecule: messenger RNA, 1504 nt
Organism: Nerophis ophidion (straightnose pipefish)
Lineage: Eukaryota; Metazoa; Chordata; Actinopteri; Syngnathiformes; Syngnathidae
Gene: ncf1
Product: neutrophil cytosolic factor 1
Exons: 10
Coding region: 87-1406 (439 amino acids)
Biological process (GO): superoxide anion generation; respiratory burst
Cellular component (GO): NADPH oxidase complex; cytoplasm
Molecular function (GO): protein binding; superoxide-generating NADPH oxidase activator activity; phosphatidylinositol binding
Source: RefSeq, a predicted model, not a curated record
ACACUGUGCAGUAUAUCAAAGCUACCAUUUGCUUCUCACCUCACUUGGUCUCCAUCGUUCUAUUUGCGAGUCAUUGUCCAGUCAACAUGGAGGAACUGUACGUCCGACACGUGAAGCUGCUCGGCUUUGAGAAACGCUUUUACCCCAGUCAACACUACGUGUACAUGCUGAUGGUGAAGUGGAACGACCUCUCGGAGAAACUCAUCUACAGGACAUAUCCUGAAAUCCACACUUUCCAUAAAUCCCUUAAAGAGAUGUUUCCUAUUGAAUCUGGACUAAUAGAGAAGAAAGAUCGCAUCAUUCCUUCACUGCCAGCACCGCGGUGGGUGGAGAGUCAAAGGUCACGGGAAAACAAGCAGAGCACCUUGGCCGAAUACUGCCAGUCUCUGGUGAACCUGCCACCACACAUUUCGCGCUGCGCACACCUCAACAUCUUCUUCAAAGUUCGACGAGAGGAUGAAAACCCAUCUGCUCCAAACACAGUGAAAAAAAGUGAAACCUUUGUGGAGAACAAAGUCAAUAUUUCUGAGAUAUCCAGUCCCAUCAUCCUGGACACGUACAGAGUGAUUGCAGACUUCAUCAAGACAUCCAAACACGAGCUCAACCUCCACUCUGGAGAUUUGGUAGAGAUUGUGGAGAAAAAACAGAAUGGCUGGUGGUUCUGUCAGUGUGACACAAAACGAGGUUGGGCCCCUGCCUCCUACCUGGAACCUCUGGACGGACCAGAGGAGACCGAGGACGUGGAACCAAACUACGAGGGAGAAUUGCACGUCACUAUCGGAGCCUACAAGAAGGAGACGGAGGAUGAGAUUUCUUUGGACAAGGGAGAAACCAUCGAGGUCAUUCAUAAGCUUUUGGACGGCUGGUGGGUCGUCAGGUAUGAGGUUUCUUUAUGGAUUAGGACAUGUUGGUCUUAUGCAACAAUGACAGCCACUGAAUUAUUUCCUGUUUGGCUUAGGAAAGGCGAGGAGAUGGGUCACUUUCCGUCCAUGUUCCUGCAGAAAGCCGGCAAUGAUGCCAACUAUGAAUCUAAGCAGUUGCAGGGACAGAAACCUCCACCUCGCAGGUCCACCAUUAAAAACGCCAAGAGCAUCCACAACAGAGCUCGUCAGCGCCUCAGCCAGGAGGCUUACCGCAGGAACAGCCGCCGCUACCUGCAGCAGAAGGGCCAGCGUCCAACAGCUGUGCCAAGGAAAUCCAAGAACAUUGAAAAGUCACCACUGAAAGAAUGCAGAAACCAAGGAAACAUUCCAGAGCAGCUGAGCAUUAGCUCAGAGUGUGAGCUGAAGCAGGAGCCUCCGGUCAUUCCUCCUCGACCGAGUCCAGAGCUCAUCCUGGAACGCUGCACCGACAAUACCCGCAAGAAAGUCAGCGUCCGAAACUCCGGAAGCAGCAGCAGCAUUUAGCUUAGAAGGUCUACCUAUUUCCAUAGUCUCUUCCUCACUUUUUAUUGUCACAUGCUAAUUUAUUCCUGAUUGUUACAUUCAUUAAAGGCCUACUGAAA